Messenger RNA from Helobdella robusta, 462 nucleotides. RefSeq lists its product as hypothetical. Bases 1 to 462 code for a protein of 153 amino acids. NCBI's taxonomy places the organism in Eukaryota, Metazoa, Annelida, Clitellata, Rhynchobdellida, Glossiphoniidae. The record is from RefSeq and is a predicted model, not a curated record. The transcript has 2 exons.
AUGACCAUGUUACCGAAAAUCGUCGUUUCGACUAAUGUCGGGUCGCCGGUAUUUCGACAGAUUACCGACGACCAGCAGGCGUUCAAAAGUUUGAAAAUUUCCGCCGUUAAUCCGGAAGAUGAUGACGUCAAACCUCAGAUGCUGGCGGAAGUGUCCGUCUACUCGUUCACCACGCCGCAAGUAAAAUGGCGGGUGGUAACCGAAAAUAGAAUCCAGGAAGUGGAUUUGGAAAAGCACUUCCGUUUCCGGCAAACGCAGAAAAAAAUCGGUAGAUGUUUUGUAAGUUACAUCCUAUCAUUUGAUAAAUCGGCUGUUGUGCACAAGAUGGCGUCAAAAAUGGCGGAUGAAAAUCGAAUUUCCAGAUUGGUUCAAUUUUCGAAGAGACAUAGACACACAGACAAACAAACAAAUUCACAUUUUGUGGGAACGCACGGAGAGAAACCACGUGUGUUUGCUAUUUAA